Exophiala viscosa is the source of this 1416-nucleotide messenger RNA. RefSeq names its product TrmH family RNA methyltransferase. The coding region runs from base 59 to 1390 and encodes 443 amino acids. Lineage: Eukaryota; Fungi; Ascomycota; Eurotiomycetes; Chaetothyriales; Herpotrichiellaceae. The record is from RefSeq and is a predicted model, not a curated record. The transcript has a single exon. Gene Ontology annotation, biological process: rRNA methylation. Gene Ontology annotation, molecular function: RNA binding; rRNA (guanine) methyltransferase activity. Gene Ontology annotation, cellular component: mitochondrion.
UUUUCUUGCUAGCAUCAACAAACCACUUUCGCACUUCUGAUACGAGGCCUGUGAAUGAAUGCAGCCCUUCGCCCGACAUGCCUUGCGAAACAGGCUCGCUGUCCAGAGACUCGCACUUUCACGAUCUAUCUCGCUGACCGGCGCAAUCGAAAAGGGUAUCCGGGAUGGGCAGCAUGGCAGAGUCAAACAUGAACGCCGCUACCAGGGUCCUCGAGACCAACGUCCUCAGUCUGAACAUGACCCUUCGGAAACAAAUGACAGGAGGAAGGCUCCUGACGGGCUAGCAAGAGGUCAGCUAGACAGGGAAAUACAAAAUCGACCGGUCAAGGCACGGGGCAGAAGAGAGGGCAGACCAUUCUCAUCUGAUGAUGUAGCACCUACCAGCAUUGCAUACACGACGGCUUCAUCGGAAUUUAUCUAUGGGACAUUUUCCGUGCUUGCUGCUCUCAAUGCAGGACGGCGCAAGGUGUACAAGCUUUACAGACUCAAUUCUGAGCGGGAAGAGGAGGAAACGAGUGCACAGACAUCAUUACGCGACUUCAGAAAAGACCCAAUAAAUGCCCCCAGUGCUCUGGUGACCAUCGAAAGGCUUGCCAGGCAAGCAGGGCUCGUAAUUAAAGAUGUUGCGGGUCCUCAAUGGACCAGGAUUUUCGGCAAAGCCACAGAUGCGCGGCCGCACAAUGGACUACUCUUGGAGGCAUCUCCGCUUCCCCAGCUACCUGUCACCAGUUUGUCUGCUCUCGCGCAACCCAUGGAUGAUAUUCAUGCUACGGUUGGAUGGACAUCUCCAGAAGCGCGAGAACUCAAUACUGUAUUUGAUGUUCGUGGAAAUGUGGCCAAGCUCGCUUCUCCUCGGCCAGCUCAUCGCUAUCCAUUUAUGCUCUUUCUCGAUCGCAUAACUGACACCGGCAACUUCGGUGCGAUUGUACGCUCUGCCUGGUUCCUGGGUGUCGAUGCUAUCAUCCUCCUUGAGCAUGGCACAGCCCCUGUCUCUACCAGAGCGGUCAAGGCUUCGGCGGGUGCUCUGGAGUACAUGCCAAUCCUACAUGUCAAGAAUGAAAGAGAAUUUGUCAAGGCUUCGCGAAAGAACGGGUGGAAGUUCUUUGCUGCAGAUGCGCCCGAGAGUGCUGCUGAUCUGCGCAGGAACGCUGCCAGAAAUAUCCAGCACCAACGCGUGGAAGUAGAAGGCGCGUUGUUGAAGCAUCCUUGUGUCCUUAUUCUCGGUAAUGAGGAGACUGGCAUUCGAGAUUUCAUGCAAGAUCUUGCAGAUGGUGUGGCGGGCAUCUCGAGUGCCAGACCCGAAGUCGGAGAUAUCGACAGCUUGAACGUGAGUGUGGCCGCGGCUUUGCUUACGCAAAGAUUCUUCGACACAGCACAGGCCCCGACGUAGAAGACAGGUCGCUACACAGGGUCGUC